This is a messenger RNA of Paralichthys olivaceus (Japanese flounder), 1012 nucleotides long. Lineage: Eukaryota; Metazoa; Chordata; Actinopteri; Pleuronectiformes; Paralichthyidae. The record is from RefSeq and is a predicted model, not a curated record.
UCUGUUGACAGCGACAGUUGAGACCAGAACAGCUAACGAUGCUAAUGUUGCUGUGAAGAUGAGCGACCAUAAUUCAGUCAGCAGCAUCGACGGCCUCCUCUGUCAAUCUGCUCUUCAGACUCGGGAACUUUCCCAAAAGAAGAAUGAAUUCAUCCAACGAAUUAAAGUUUGCAGAGAUGACAUUGCUGAGAGAGGGUCUUACAUCGGCACACUUCACAGAGACAUCAGGAAACUGGAGGAAGAAACCAGGGUGAAGCAGAGCACUGUGAUGCAUAACAAAGCUAAUACAAAAAGCAUGAAGGCGACCAACAUCCUGCUUCUCCAGUACGAGCAGACGCUGAAAGCAGAACUGGAAAGCAGUAAAACCAGCUUCAAACAUGAGAUGGAAGUCUAUGAAGAGAGGAUUGCACGCUACAGAAAGAUAUUCCAGUCACAUCAAGAAUAUUAUUUCCAAAAUCCUAUGGCUCAAAAGCUCCUCAGGUUGCAGGCAGAAAAAGAGGAGAUUGAGUACAGGAUCAAGGCCUGCGAUGAUCAAAUUACAACUAAGCAGGCAGAGCUAGACCAUCUCACUGGUCCAGCAGUCACUGCCUCUUCCACUGGUACCAUACCAGACAGUGUUUCUGGUCAACAGCCUGUUGAAGAAGCAGAGAAUCAAAUAGAUCCUCAGACACUGGACUGUGAUUCUGCCAAUGACAGCUUCUGUCUUCAUCUCAACCAGACAAAGUUGUUGCAGAAUGAACAUAAAGUAUCUGUAGAGUCAAGUGCUGCAGAUAUUCCUGAGCAACAGAAGGUCCAGGGUACAGCCGCCUGCAGCACUUACCCAGAGGAAGCAGGCAUAGAGCUUUGGUCUCACAAACAGCUGGAUGAACAAAAUUGGACAGAGGAGAUGCAGACUAAUGAGCAGGAAAAGGAAACCGAACUACAGGAACAUGUCUUGAACACUUUCCCUCAUGCUGCUGGUAUCUUUCUUCAAGCAUAUUCCAGGUACUGGUCUAUGCACCUCCACUACUGA